Messenger RNA from Scedosporium apiospermum, 816 nucleotides. RefSeq lists its product as uncharacterized. The coding region runs from base 1 to 816 and encodes 271 amino acids. The record is from RefSeq and is a predicted model, not a curated record. Lineage: Eukaryota; Fungi; Ascomycota; Sordariomycetes; Microascales; Microascaceae. The transcript is spliced from 3 exons.
AUGGCCCAUUCGGAGAAGGUAGUGUCCCCAGCGGAUAUUUCAGCCAAGGAGUUUGAGAAUCUGCUUGGGAGAUAUCCAUCCCUGUUACAAUCGGUAUCAGAUGGGAAAGCCGCCAAGACGGGCCAGAAACCUUUGGUCGACCUUGACCACUACCGUUAUGUUGAGGCUCCCGAAACUUUCCGGUUGGACAACCCUAAUAGGGCUAUGGUUCAAGACGAUGUCAAGUCUCUUGUAGAGUGGAAGCUGCGACAUGGCAAGUUUCGACCGACGUUGAUGAAGUUCGUAAGCUCUAACGACCCGGACACCGUCGAAGAGAUCAUUCAGGACGCAUUGGAAGUAUAUCGGGACACGUCCGAUGCAUCGGCAGCUGUUGACAUCUUAACCAAACUCAAGGGUAUCGGCCCGGCGACGGCGUCCCUCCUACUGUCCGUUCAUGAUUCGGAGCGCGUUCUCUUCUUCUCCGAUGAAGCCUUUUACUGGCUUUGCUGCAACGGCAAGAAGGACCCCAUCAAGUACAACAAGAAGGAAUAUGCUGCUCUCAACGCCGAAGCGCAGAAGUUGAUUAAGAGAUUGGGCAUAAAGGCAAUGGACCUUGAAAAGGUUGCCUAUGUCGUAAUCAAUGAAGGUCCUGGAGAGUCCGGGCCAAAGGCCGAGAAGGGAGAGCUACCCAUGCCUAGCAAGCCAAAGACACAUGUGAAGCAACCAGCGACCAAGGCGCCCAAGAAGUCGUCGGGAAAAAGAAAGCAAGAUUCCGACGAAGACAAGGAGCUAGUGACAGCGCCCCUACGCCGGUCUAAACGGAAUCGACCUAGUUGA